AUGCCAAUGACGACGCUGUGGCAAAUGCCUAUGCCAGUGCUUUACACACCCAGCCCACUCGAUCUUGGGCCAAUGACGAAGGCUGUGCAUGGCAUUGGACUCAGCGUCCAUCUUCACAAACAACCUUGUAACUCUUCGCAACUCUCCAAGCAGCCUUGGAAAUCCGAGUCUUAUGCAAUGAGUCCGGAUGUGGUUGCCGAGGCCUUGGCAACUGCAGCUUUGGGUGCUGAGGCAGACAAGAGCGAGCCUCUUGAGGUGAUUCUUUCUCGCCUUGAUGAGUCUAAGCGCCAAACGCUCCUGCCUGGGCAGUUCCCUAUGGAGGCGGGCGAAGUGUCGGCCUUCGCCGUGAGUCGCAUGCCACGAAGGCAAAUUGCAGGGAGCGGCCCUGGCCUGGCCAGACACCCAAAGCCCUUCUCUCCGGCCCGCACGACUGGUGGCGCCUUCCUGAGCUCAGGUCAUCUUCCCCAACGUGACCUUACCUCCUGGGAGCAGCAGAAAGCAAUCAUGCCUGAGAGAAGUUGGAGCCAGUCCGCCAUAACCUGUGUUGUGCGCGAUGGCUCGAUGUCAGCCCCGGCAUCACCGCAGCGAAUGCGGUGCAUUUUCACAAAAACGCAAAGUCACGGCUCUUUUGCUACUCGGCCGGCUGAGACGGCAGAAGGCUUCUUCGAUGAUGUCCGGGUGCUGAGGAGUCGUGGGGUCGUGGACAGCCAGCAAGGCAUCGCCGGAGCAGCAGUGCCAAAAUCCAUCGGUUCAGACGAGGUUGCCGACGGUGCCAGUGAAAGUCCGUCCGCAUGGUAUGCUCCGAUAACUCGAAUCGACACAGAGGUCCGUUUGCCGGGCGUCCAACCCCAAGGUCGAGCGGUUCACGACCGCAGCAAUGCAGCGAAGGCAUGGCGAACGAAGGCAGAUGCUGCCGUGGGCCAGCAUUGCCAGAAAUUCAUCCGCUUUGGAGUUGACAUCCUCCCGUGCUCGCUGCUUUUCCGAUGGCAAAGCCAUGCUCUGCGGCUUUGGAGCAUAGGUCGGUUGGGGGGGUUGUUGUGGGCGGAUGGCUUUAGUCUGCAGCUGAGGGCCAUGGCUUUGGCCCGCCAGCUGCGGCGAAGCCUGGCAGGGCUGGGUGCAUACUCCUUAUGCCUCCUGGGCAUUCUGCUCGGUCCUUCUGGACAUCUUGGCGGAAUGUUUGGGCCCUUCAUUGCUGUGGUUUCGAUCACUCUGAUCUGCGCAAGCGGAGUCUAUGUCGUUCACAUCAUGAGCAAGACAUUCUCCUCACAAGAAAGUGCAGGUCAGCAUGUGGUUCUGGCUUUCGUGUGGCUGAUAGUCUUGGCCGUGAUGCUCGCAGUGGGCAUGGGUCCGACACAGGUCGCGGUGGAGCUGAACCUCGUUUCAGACCUGCACGGGGUCAGUGUUUGUAACUGGAGCGACUGGAGCGACACCGGUGGUGGGGUUUUUUUCCGAGAUGGCAGCACGCUGCUUGGCGACAGCAGAGAAGAGCUGCCCAUCUCCCACGUGACGGUGGAUAAAUGCUGCGUCAGUGCAACCCUGAACUGCCGGGAGUUGCACUUGGAAGGCAUCAAGCCGCUUCGGGUGGUACAUGAGACCCAGGAGGCGGGCAAGCGGCCAGUGGAGUUGCAACCGGACUCAGUAGACCAAGCCUCUGGAGGGCUGCUUUGGGAGGGCGCCCUGGAUUUGGCACGGCACCUUGCGGAAGGCGGCCUCGAGAGGUCAGAGGGGACAGCUGUAGCAGACAUGCAGCACGAGCUGGUCGUCGAAGUCAAUGAAACACGCGAAAGCACUCUGCGCCACAUCACUGCCGCCAACUGUGCUGCCAAUGACAUCCAGAUCGGCUUGCCGGAUGAAACAGGAGUGAGUGCUCACUAG
This is a messenger RNA of Symbiodinium necroappetens, 1875 nucleotides long. The record is from the annotation of a GenBank genome assembly. Lineage: Eukaryota; Dinophyceae; Suessiales; Symbiodiniaceae.